AUGAAUCUUCCUCGACGGAAGAAGCAGCACCGACAAUCGGAGAUCAGAUGUCCGAUAACGAGUACUACGAAGAGGAUGAAGACGACGAUCGAACUACCUUCUACGGAACCACAGAACAGAAAGGGAAGUGCAAACAAAUCGGUGAAUCAAAAGUGCCGUGCUACCACAUACCACAAAAACCUUUUGGCCAAAUCUCUAGUGCAGUCGUAUCCGAUGUUGGCAUCAAAAGUUUCCGAUAUUCCUCAAGCCUUAUGGUUUUAUGUCGAUGGUCGGGGGCCAGGACGACACGCAGGAAAAAUCCAUUAUCAUUUGGAAUACCUCGCUAAACAAUCUGGCCAAAGAGUUAUCAACAGAAAAUCGGCACCGAAAGAGGAAACGUGUGAAUCAAGCGAGCAUCAGCCACUAGGUGAGAUCGAACUGAUAACUUUGAUCGAGGAAUUGAAAUUUGUCGUUCCAACCGAGGACAAUAAAACUCGGAUUGCAUAUUUAUGGGAUUCAACAUUUGACUACCGCUGCCAGUAUCGUGCGAAUAAAGAUGUUUUUUCGUUUUUGGAAGAAUUUCCUGUUGCCUCGGCGUUUGAUGGCGAGCUGAUUGAUUACGACUUCAAGAAAAUGAAGAAAAACACGGUGGACUUCACCGAUAACUGGAAGCAUUGGCAGGAAAAAGUUUUGCAAGGACAUCGCCACCUAUUCAGAGAAAUAAGUAAUGAUUUUGUACGUGCAUUGGCAAUAAUCCGUGCCAAAAAUCCAACACGAGGCUCAAAGCGCUUGCGUGAUGAGGAGUCAGCGAAGGAGAAUCCGCUUAAAGGAAUUAUCGAUUGGGUUAGCAAACAAAUUUUUGAGGAACUUCACGUGGGAAUCAUCUGCGUGGGGUAA
This is a messenger RNA of Ochlerotatus camptorhynchus, 876 nucleotides long. RefSeq lists its product as uncharacterized. The coding region runs from base 1 to 876 and encodes 291 amino acids. The transcript has 7 exons. NCBI's taxonomy places the organism in Eukaryota, Metazoa, Arthropoda, Insecta, Diptera, Culicidae. The record is from RefSeq and is a predicted model, not a curated record.